AUGACUGACGCAGAGAAUUUGAAUGACUAAUUCGUUAUUGAGACUCUCCAAAAUUUGUUGAUUGAAUACAAUGAACCUUAUGUAGAAAAAAGAGCUAGAAUUUGUGGUUAAAGUGAUGAUUACUAAUCCGAGUUUUUUGUUUCCCUUGAGUAGAUAACAAAAAAUGAGUAAACCAUAAAAAAUCUAAUUGAGUUGUGCAUGUUUAUUUUAGAUAAAGCAUAAUAAAGUAAUUUUGAAAGGGAAGAGGAUAUGGCUUAACAUGAAGAAUAAAUCAAUCAAUUGUAAGAGAAAAUUAACUUUGAAUCCAAAAACUCAAAGGAGUAUCAAAAAAUGUAUAAAGAAGAAGCAUAAAAAGUUAAAGAGCAACUCUCAGAAAUUUAGAAAUUAGAAUAGAGUGUGCAGGAUUAUGCCAACGAAUUAGCAAUUUUGAAUUAAAACUAAAAACAUCGUUUAAGUGAAUAGAAAUUUAAAAAUGUAGAAUAGAAUGAUAAUAAAAUUAUUGAAGACCUAAAGUAAUAGAUAUCGAUUUAAAAGGCAGAGAAUAUUAAGCAAAAAGAAAAAAUUGAUUAUUAUAAAAGUCUAUACGACAAGUAAAUGACAGAAUUAGAGGAUGCCUUGAAUGAAUUAGCAGUUCUAAGAAUGGAAAAGAUUAAGAACGACUCCAAAGUUAAAGCUUCAGAAUAAGAAAUAUCUAAGUUAAAUCAGAUUAUAAUGGACUAUGAAUAGAAAUCUUAGAUUGCUGACCUGAAGAUUGGUUAACUUAACAAAUAAAUAUAUGAUUUAUAAAAUGCUUCUGGAUAUAAAUUUGAUGGUGAUAUUCAUGGCUCAAUGAUAUAAAGAAACUCUAUUUCAACAUCAACAUUCUAAUAAUAAAAUUAAUAGACUGCUUCAUUUAAUAACAACAAUUCAAUGGUUAGUAAUGCAAUCAAUAGCAAUCUUAAAUGUGAUUUGCCUGAAUUAUCGUAUAGAUAACCCCAUCCAUCUCAGUUCAAUGAAAUCGAAGAGAUAAAAGAAGCACCUGAAAAUUUAGAAUAAUCAGCUAUGCAUUCAAAAAAAAAUACUGUUAUUCCUCCUGAAUUUGUUUAAAAUCAAAAUCAAUAAUAUGAUAUACAAAAAUUAGAAGAAAAGCUUUAAAAAUUAGCCACUCCUAGAUAAUUGGUGACUCCAAGAGGUUAAGCUAAUGUCACUCCAAGGAAUGUAAUUUCAAAAGCAGUUUAAGAAUCUUAAGAAUUAAGAGCAGCUAAAUUGCAAGAUAAAUUUAAAUAAAGUUAAAUUAAUUUAACAUCCCCUAGAAUCUAAUUGCCAUAGCUCUAAGUUACUAAACUCGACCUUCAAAAAUAAGAAGAUUCUUAAUGGAAAUUAUAAUAAUAGGAACCACAACCAAUUACAAUUAGAAAUGAAAUUGACAUAGGCUCUAUUGUAGAUGAUGAUUACGAAACCUAUUUUUAUGAAGAAAAAGUGAAAGCUCCUUAAGCAAAAAAACAAUUCAAAUUACCUCUUUUAUCUAUAGGAGCAAACGGUGGAAAUUAGUAGACUUAAGAAGGAUCUAAUUAGCAAGCUUCGCAACUGCAAUAAACUUAAAUAGCUCAAUAAACUCAAUAAUAAUAAUAAGCUUAAUAAUCUUAAUAAUAAUAAAAUUAACAAGGAGUACAAUAAUAACAAAAUUAAUCAAAGUUGAUUAGUGCUCCCCAUUAAAUGUAUAAAGAAAUUUAUUAGGCAAAUGAAGCUUACUUCUUAAAUAUGAAAUAGGAUUAAAUUAAGAUUACAACUCAAAUUGAUAGAGGACUUAGACAAAGCAUGAUCUAAACAGGAAUAGGAGGGGGAAAACCUACAAAUAAGAGAGAUCCAUAUAGAGAGUUCUUUGAUUUGUUAUGCUAAUGUGUAAAAUUGAAUUCAGAUUAUUUUGAUGACAUAGUCUAUAUCGAUACUUAAAAUUACUAUUAGGAAUGUAAGGCAUCAGGGAAACCAUUUAAUGAAUGGGAAGACUGGAUCAGAAGUAGAUUAGAAUCGCAGGUUGACUUUUCAGAUUGA
Paramecium tetraurelia is the source of this 2031-nucleotide messenger RNA. RefSeq lists its product as uncharacterized. The transcript is spliced from 5 exons. NCBI's taxonomy places the organism in Eukaryota, Ciliophora, Oligohymenophorea, Peniculida, Parameciidae. The record is from RefSeq and is a predicted model, not a curated record.